AUGGCUUCACAGCAGGAAGAAGGUCCUGUUACCACCGGCAUCCGCAGUACUCUCACAGAACUUUUGAAUCCUGUAUCGCUCGAGAUUGUUAAUGAUAGCUCAAAGCACGCGCAUCACUCUGCCAUGCGUGGUGUGACUAGCAAGGAAACUCAUUUCAGAGUAAGUGUUGUUUCUGAGGCUUUUGAAGGAAAGACCACCAUGCAACGUCAUCGCAUGAUAUACACGGCACUGACGAGUGAAUUUGACGCUGGUCUUCAUGCCUUGUCUCUGAAUACUAAGACUCCCGCUGAAGUUGCCAAAAUAUCUAAAGCAUAG
This is a messenger RNA of Lobosporangium transversale, 315 nucleotides long. Its product is annotated as bola-like protein-domain-containing protein. The transcript has 3 exons. Bases 1 to 315 code for a protein of 104 amino acids. The record is from RefSeq and is a predicted model, not a curated record. NCBI's taxonomy places the organism in Eukaryota, Fungi, Mortierellomycota, Mortierellomycetes, Mortierellales, Mortierellaceae.